AUGCCGCGCUGCCCCUGUGUGGACACGUGUGAUGGGAUCAGUAAUCUCACAGCUAUGCCAUCUAUGCUCCAGUGACAGAGAAGGGAGGGAUGGAAUUGUUUACAGAGCAGAUCAGUUAAAAAUAGUCACAGGAAAGAGUGAUUUGGGACCUCAAGGCUUCCGUAGUUCUAUGUGUGUGUUGCAGUGGCUGUCGGCUUUUACCCGGAACACGUGGGCCCUGGAGGUGCAUAUGACAUCCUUUGACACCCAGAUCAGGACCUCCUCACUGCCUGCAUUGUACCCGGGGGGAGACCCGGUGUGAGGGUGUCACCUGACUCACUAGCGAUUCACAGAUGAGGGUUAAAGAGCCAUCCGCAUGGGCAACUUCUGAGAAGACAAGAAGGAGCAAGAGGACCGUACGACUUCCAGAUGAAGAUUCUUCAGAUGACAUUGUUGGUCUAACAUGCCAUCACGUGAGCUCAGCUGUGGAUGUGGGGAAUGUCAAAAAAGCAGCAUCUCAGUCUGUGUUUGCAGUGUGCACAGAAUGUAUGAAAGAACGAAGAAUAAAGGAUGGAGAGCUUGUUGCUCCGGCAGAUGUUUGGCUGUGCCUUAAAUGUGGCUAUCAAGGCUGUGGUGCCAACUCAGAAUGCCAGCACUCAUUGAGACACUUUCAAUCAUCACACCCGGAGCCUCACUGCAUUGUGAUCAAUCUCAGCACGUGGGUGAUUUGGUGCUAUGAAUGUGAUGAAACUCUUUCUACUCAUUGUAACAAGAAAGCUCUUGCUCAGGUGUUAGACUUCCUCCAAAAGCAUUCUUCUCGAGCUGAGAAAGGAUCUUCUUCCAAGGCAAUAAGGCUGCCAGAAAGAAUUGGUGAAACUUAUGGUUCUCAGAAAGGAAAAAGCAUUGAAAACACGAGGUGUAUGCCAGUCAAAGGAAUCAAUAAUUUAGGGAACACUUGCUUCUUUAAUGCAGUCAUGCAGAACUUGGCACAAACACACAUGCUGUACGAAGCUCUGGAUGAAAUGAAGGAAAGGGAUGUAGAGAUGAAGAUUGGCCAUAAUGCAGACACCAGCUUAGACCCCUUAGUGAUCACUCUUACCACUCCUGGACCUUUGACAUCUGCAGUCUUCUUAUUUCUGCACUGUAUGAAAGAGGCUGGAAAGGAACCCAUCUCCCCCAAGGUGCUCUUCAGUCAACUCUGCCAAAAGGCUCCUCGAUUUAAAACGUUUCAGCAACAGGACAGCCAAGAGCUUCUUCACUAUCUGUUGGAUUCAAUGAGAUUAGAAGAAACUAAGCGAAUACAAUCUGGCAUUUUAAGAGCAUUCAACAACCCAACUACUAAAACCGCAGAUGAAGACACAAAGAGAAAAGUCAAAGCAUAUGGCAGAGAAGGUGUGAAGAUGAACUUAAUUGACAACAUUUUUGUUGGUGAACUGACGAGCACAGUUAUGUGUGAAGAAUGUGAAAACAUUUCUGCUGUAAAAGAAGCAUUUAUUGAUCUGUCACUGCCUAUAGUAGAGGAACGGGUAUCAAAACCCAUGCUUUGUGGUAAAGGGAACAAGACUAAAAAUGCUCAAGAAGAAGAGGAUAACACUGUCUGUCACUGUAACAACAACCCGCCAAUGAGGAAAUCCUCUCUCCCCAGAGACAAAAGUACAGUAAAUGAAGAUCCGACACUGAACCAAAAAUGUAGUACGGAAGAUGAAAACAAGAACCUUGCUGUAAUGCAGGAAAAAGUUGAUACGUCUGAUCUGGAUUGUGGAGGAAAAGAGCCAUUUUCACUAGAACCACAACAUGUACCCCAGAAGGUGACAAAUGGCAGCCAGUCUGAUAGAAGCGAGAGGGAAAAUGGGAGUCCUUUGGAAAGCAGUGGAGAUGCAGAUAGUGAAGCCUCAGAGUGUGAGAAUGCAUCAAACCAGAUGUGCACCAAAAGAGAGAACCACUGCAGUUUGACCACGCACUGUGCCAGAGACCUUACUACCCCUACAGAUAUUCAGCAUAAUACUAUGACUGAUAAAUUGUCGAAGCUGAGCCUCAAUUCUAUGGCAGAGAAUAACAACCCAUCUAAAGGAGGUACCUCAGUAAGUUGUACAAACAGCUCAUCUUGUCUCCGUUCAAAAUGCACAUCUCAGAACCCACAGACUGCUUUUCAGACCCUCUCCCACGGUUACUCUACCAGCUCCAAGGAGUGCUCUAUCCAGUCCUGUCUCUACCAAUUUACCUCUGUUGAGCUGCUAAUGGGAAACAAUAAACUAUUAUGUGAGGAGUGUACAGAAAACCGUCUAAAAUACCAUAGAAAGGUGACUGUUUCAGAGGAGAAGCAUGAAAGUGUCUAUACCAAUGCUCGAAAGCAACUUUUAAUUUCUGCUGCACCUGCCAAUCUAAUAUUGCAUCUGAAACGAUUUUAUCAAAAUGGUUUAACUCUACGGAAAAUCAAUAGACAUGUAGACUUCCCUUUCAAUUUAGACCUGGCACCAUUCUGUUCUGCUUCCUGCAAAAAUGUGUGUGGAGCGAAGAGCGUUUUCUACAGUCUAUACGGAAUAGUGGAACACAGUGGUUCGAUGAGAGAAGGGCAUUAUGUAGCUUAUGUGAAGAUACGGGUGCCUUCCAAAAACAUACCUGAAAACAAUGCUUGCAAUAACAAUUUCACAGGUUCCACUGGUGGUGUGCAAUCUACAUUGAGUCAGUGGGUGUAUGUUAGCGAUACCCAUGUACAGAUGGUUUCAGAGUCCCGUGUGCUCAGUUCGCAAGCAUACCUAUUGUUUUAUGAAAGAUUGAAUUAGAUCUUAGAUUUUUACACACAUUUUCAGACAGGUUUAUUUUUCAUAAAAGCUUUGCAUAUUGAUAUGUCAUGUACAAUGCAAAAAUAAAUUAAUAAAAUAAACAUAUUAGGCAAAAUGUCUGGUCACUUUGUGACCUUUACUCAAAUCACAAUGCUUUGCCAGAGGUACUACAUAGCCAUCUAUACCUUCCAAAAAUGUGUUUUGACUCACUUUAUUUACUGAUCUAUUUCCAAGAAAAUGUCUUCACUAUUACAAUUCAACAUGGGCUUCUAUAAAUUUUCUCUGUACAUUCAUCCUUCCUUGUUUUCAGACUUCAUCAUUUAUUUUGUGGAGGAAGUGGUGAGUUAACGGAGAAGGUAUGCAUUAUAGACCAUGGCAAAGACAGGACUUUAUUGAGCUAGAAAACAAUUGUCAAUGGUAUCAAGAAAUACCUUUUCUUACAAUCGGUAAGGAACACAACACAAUCAACACAGGACACCGUUCAGGGGCCUGAAGUAUCAAUGAACACGUUCAAUUCAAACUAUAGUGCUACAGUUGAAUACUUGAAAUCCCUUCUAGAUUCAUAGGGAUUAUUGGGAUAAGGCAACAUUGAGAAUUAAAUAAAAAUUACAGAAAUAACAAAAAUACAAUGGAUUGAGAUACCUCUGGGAUCUGCUAUCGUUUUAUUGAAAUGAAAAUUUAAAGUUAACAAAUAUUAAAAUAAAUUUGUAUUUACAUUUUGUAUUACACAGCCAUGCUACGCUGCUGCCCAUCCCAUGUCUUCCCCUUAAGGGUUGAGAAGUAUGUAGGGGUUAAAAAAAAUACCCCUCUCUGUCUCAUUAGAGAUUUUCUUUUGCCUUAAGCUAAAGCAAGCAAGGUGAAUUGUUAGUGUAGGACCCACCUAAGAGGUUUGCCUUGACGUGGCAGGUGGGCUUACAUCUAAUGGCCAUUGGAGUGGAACUAAAAACCUCCAUUUAUAUAAUUAUGCACAGGAAUUUGGAAUAGUGCUCAAAUAACCUUUUUUUUUCUUUGAUUUUAAAAAUAAAUUUGUUUUAUAUUUUAAUGGUAUAUUAUCAACAUUAUCAUUAUCAUGUUUUCCAAAGUGACUGCUCAUUGGG
Molecule: messenger RNA, 3859 nt
Organism: Pelobates fuscus (common spadefoot toad)
Lineage: Eukaryota; Metazoa; Chordata; Amphibia; Anura; Pelobatidae
Gene: USP45
Product: ubiquitin specific peptidase 45
Exons: 18
Coding region: 333-2762 (809 amino acids)
Biological process (GO): protein deubiquitination
Molecular function (GO): zinc ion binding; cysteine-type deubiquitinase activity
Source: RefSeq, a predicted model, not a curated record